CAUCGAAUCCCGCGAGAUCUCAAGCGGGUGGACGCGCAGGGGGUCAGUGCAUCCGGGCAUCGGAAGCUGCUGGAAGCCUGCGGGGGAGCUCCGGGAGACACCGGCGGUAUAGCCUGGGACUCUAGACUAGGGAGUGCCGGAUGAGCAGGAAUUAUUUUCUGUAGAAGUCUUGUGAGACCACCGCACAAACAGAGUGAUGAUUAUACAAAGAGUGGUAUUGAAUUCCCGACCUGGGAAAAAUGGUAAUCCAGUGGCAGAGAAUUUCAGGAUGGAAGAAGUCAGUUUACCAGAUAAUAUCAAUGAAGGACAAGUUCGAGUCAGAACUCUCUAUCUCUCUGUGGAUCCCUACAUGCGCUGUAAGAUGAAUGAAGACACCGGAACUGAUUAUCUGGCACCCUGGCGGCUGUCUGAGGUGGCUGACGGUGGAGGUAUUGGAAUUAUAGAAGAGAGCAAGCACAUGCAUUUGGCUAAAGGCGAUUUUGUGACUUCUUUUUAUUGGCCCUGGCAAACUAAAGCAAUUCUAGAUGGGAAUGGCCUUGAAAAGGUAGACCCACAACUUGUGGAUGGACAUCUUUCAUAUUUUCUUGGAGCUAUAGGUAUGCCUGGUUUGACUUCCUUGAUUGGGGUCCAGGAAAAAGGUCACAUAUCUGCUGGGUCUAAUCAGACAAUGGUUGUCAGUGGAGCAGCAGGUGCCUGCGGAUCUUUGGCUGGGCAGAUUGGCCGCCUGCUUGGCUGUUCCAGAGUGGUGGGAAUUUGUGGAACACAUGAGAAAUGCCUCUUUUUGACUUCAGAACUGGGGUUUGAUGCUGCAGUUAAUUAUAAACAAGGAAAUGUAGCGGAACAGCUCCGGGAAUCAUGCCCAGCUGGAGUGGAUGUUUACUUUGACAAUGUUGGAGGUGACAUCAGUGAUACAGUGAUAAGUCAGAUGAAUCAGAACAGCCACAUCAUCCUAUGUGGUCAAAUUUCUCAGUACAAUAAAGAUGUGCCUUAUCCUCCUCCACUGUCCCCUGCUGUGGAAGCAAUCCAGAAGGAAAGAAACAUCACAAGAGAGAGAUUUACCGUGUUAAAUUACAGAGAUAAAUUUCAGCCGGGACUUCUGCAGCUGAGUCAGUGGUUUAAAGAGGGCAAGCUAAAGAUCAAAGAGAGCAUGAUAAAUGGAUUGGAAAACAUGGGAGUUGCAUUCCAGUCCAUGAUGACCGGAGGCAACAUAGGGAAACAGAUCGUCUGCAUUUCAGAAGAUGCUUCUCUGUAGUCUUUGUGUACCUUCGUCAAGGAAACCCUACAUUUCCUACUUUGCACAGAGAUACUUAAGAUACAUUUAAGAAAGAAUCUUACAGUAGAUAA
Messenger RNA from Peromyscus eremicus (cactus mouse), 1344 nucleotides. It is a transcript of the gene Ptgr2, whose product is annotated as prostaglandin reductase 2. Gene Ontology annotation, molecular function: 15-oxoprostaglandin 13-reductase [NAD(P)+] activity. Gene Ontology annotation, biological process: prostaglandin metabolic process. The transcript is spliced from 10 exons. Bases 197 to 1252 code for a protein of 351 amino acids. Lineage: Eukaryota; Metazoa; Chordata; Mammalia; Rodentia; Cricetidae. The record is from RefSeq and is a predicted model, not a curated record.